Messenger RNA from Spirometra erinaceieuropaei, 423 nucleotides. The record is from the annotation of a GenBank genome assembly. Lineage: Eukaryota; Metazoa; Platyhelminthes; Cestoda; Diphyllobothriidea; Diphyllobothriidae.
AUGUUUUACGCGGCAUGGCGUUCAUCGCCGCCAACUGAUCAGCCGGCCGGCGGAAAGAAUGCGAUCGAGCAAGAUUAUAACCACGACAGUUGGGAUCACGCGCCUGCCCUGGUUUGUUCGACGUUGCGUCUUUCCCCUGGUAUACCGAUACUCAACGCACGUAAUUUGGCCUGCCUGUUGGCUGUUGAUUCUAGCCUCUACGAGUUCGAUGACUCGCGUGUCAGUGUUCCAUAUCGCGGCUGUCGUGGUUGCGGCUACGUCAGCGUUCUCGCCGGCCUCCCCAUCGUUAGACGACGGAGCGAUCAAUCGUUGUUGACCAUGCUUUCGUCCUCGGGGACGCGUCGGCGAGCUAGGGUGCCACGCCGGUCAUGCCACUUCGAAUCGGCUCCUCCUCCGCGGGAGUUGGCUGUCGGCCACACAUGA